Perognathus longimembris pacificus (Pacific pocket mouse) is the source of this 933-nucleotide messenger RNA. Its product is annotated as olfactory receptor 5K3-like. Gene Ontology annotation, molecular function: G protein-coupled receptor activity; olfactory receptor activity; odorant binding. The record is from RefSeq and is a predicted model, not a curated record. Bases 1 to 933 code for a protein of 310 amino acids. Gene Ontology annotation, biological process: G protein-coupled receptor signaling pathway; sensory perception of smell. Lineage: Eukaryota; Metazoa; Chordata; Mammalia; Rodentia; Heteromyidae. Gene Ontology annotation, cellular component: membrane. The transcript has a single exon.
AUGUCUGAGGACAAUGACUCUUCCACCACUGAGUUCAUCCUCAUAGGAUUCACAGAUCAUCCGGAGCUGAAGGUCCUCCUGUUUGUCGUGUUCUUUACCAUCUAUCUUGUCACCAUGGUGGGGAAUCUUGGAUUGGUGGCAUUGAUUUACAUGGAACACCAUCUUCACACACCAAUGUACAUCUUUCUGGGAAACCUGGCUCUCAUGGAUUCCUGCUGUUCCUGUACCAUUACUCCCAAGAUGCUACAGAACUUGUUUUCUGCAGGCAGAAUGAUAUCUCUUUAUGAAUGCAUGGCACAGUUUUAUUUUUUUUGUUUUGCUGGAACUACAGACUGCUUCCUUUUGGCAGCAAUGGCCUAUGACCGCUAUGUGGCCAUUUGUAGCCCAUUGCGGUACCACACCAGAAUGUCCAAGAAACUCUGCAUUCAGAUGACCAUAGGUGCCUACAUUGCUGCAAACCUGCAUUCGAUUGUCCAAGUAGGAUUAUUGUUUAGGUUAACCUUCUGCAGAUCACAUCAAAUCAAUCACUUUUUUUGUGAUGUCCUUCCCUUAUACAGACUCUCCUGUGUUGAUCCUUAUAUUAAUGAUUUGAUGAUACUUAUCCUGGCAGGUUUAAUUCAAAUUUUUACAAUUACUGUAGUCAUAAUAUCAUAUUUUUGUAUUCUUUUCACUAUAUUCACAAUGAAAUCCAAGGGAGGAAGAGGAAAAGCUUUAUCUACCUGUGCAUCCCACUUCCUCUCUGUGUCCAUGUUCUAUGGCUCUCUUCUCUUUGUGUAUAUUCAUCCAAAUUCAGUGAGUAAAGGAGAUAAAGACAGAGCAGGUGCUGUGUUUUAUACACUAAUAAUUCCUCUGCUAAAUCCUUUCAUUUACAGUCUUAGAAAUAAAGAAGUAACAAAUGUUAUAAGAAGAAUAAUGAACAAUAGAAGGUUUUGA